Microthlaspi erraticum is the source of this 249-nucleotide messenger RNA. Lineage: Eukaryota; Viridiplantae; Streptophyta; Magnoliopsida; Brassicales; Brassicaceae. The record is from the annotation of a GenBank genome assembly.
AUGGUAAAGAAGAAGACUGCUUCAGUGAAGCUUAAAUGGAGGAGUAGAAGCAGUCGUGGUAAGGUGGAAGUGAAGAUACUGACAACCGAAACGGACAUGGAAGCAGCUUCUUCAAGAAACCAACCAACCAGAGGGAUUCUUGAAGGAAUACUGCGAGAGCUUUGUGUGUACAAUGGCCAUGCGAGAAGCUACGAGCUUAAACCAGAAUACAAAAAUACUGGCGAAGAAGACACAACAGAUGCUCACUAA